Messenger RNA from Cladocopium goreaui, 1509 nucleotides. NCBI's taxonomy places the organism in Eukaryota, Dinophyceae, Suessiales, Symbiodiniaceae. The record is from the annotation of a GenBank genome assembly.
AGCUGUACAAAAACAGAACGAAAUCAUCCAGAUCCUGGGAUGCAAUGGUGAAAAGCGGCGCUGACACCUCCAACUAUCCGCUGUUCAGCCAGCUGUUUCUGUCUCCAUGGAUUUCGAGGGUAUCUUGGAUCACUACGCGGUACUUGGCCUGGAACAGGGCUGCAGUGCAGCGGAGGUGCGCAAGGCCUUCAGGGCCAAAGCGCUGAAGUGGCACCCAGACAAGGCAGGCAGCUCGGCGGAGGCGCGCAGGCGCUUUCAGGAAGCUACAGAUGCAUAUGAAGUGCUGGGGGAUGAGGAGAAGAGAAAAGCCUAUGAUGGCCAUUUGCAACAAGAAAAACUGGAAAGAGCUGCUGCAGAAAAGGCCGCGGCUGAAAGAGCCCGAGCCACGCAACAAGCACAACAGGGAUAUGCCGGCGCGAAUGUCAAUGCGCCUGCGGGAAAUUUUCCCUUUCCUCAUGCAAGUCAUGGGCAUCCUGGGGCCCAAUCGCACCAUGGGCAGCAUGGGAAUCGUGGGACCUAUGGGACGCCAGGUAGACCAAGCCGCCAACAUUCCAGACCGUUUGAGGAUCCGCGAAGUCGUAUGCCUCAGCCAGAUUUGAGACCGACCGCUGCGGAAGUGCAUGGCUAUGGACGUCAGAAGAUGCCAGACGAUGGGCACCGGAGACGGACAGCUGGAUACAACCCACAUGACAUGCCCAAUGUACCAGACACCAGACCAACUGCAGCUGAAUUGAACCCCCAUGGCUUUGGACAACCCUUCCGUGCCACCAUCUCUGACCUGCAAACAUUGGCCAGCUUCAGACAUGAUGGUGCAAUAUGGAUCCCUAAGGUGAAGGACGUGAAGUGGUGCAGACCCGGUGAUGCUGGGAGGGUACAACUCAGUUUCGUUGCUGACUAUACCUCCUCCCGCAGCCGUGGAGGGGGGUCACGGCUCCUGCAGCUCUUACAGACCUCCAACUGCGAUGCCCUUCAGACGUCCUUUCAAGAACACCUGGACAGAGUGGCUGGUCGCUGCAGCUACCGACAUUUUCGGAUGCAACUGCUGGACCAUCCGGGACGAGGGGAACUGCAGUUUCGCGUGAAACUCUGCUUGGAGGGGGAGACGAGUGACCUUUUGCGCAGCUUUGAUGCUGCCUGGGAAGUGGCACCUUCACAGAAGAUGAAAGACUGCCCCUUAAUGUGAGCUUUGUGAGUUCAACCAUCGGAUCCUCAAGCUCUGAAUAAUUACAUCUGAAUACCAGAAAACUGCCAGAAAUAUAGGAAAUAAUAAUGGUUUCCAGCAAACAAGAGGCAGAUCCUACUUGUUGGAUUUGUUUAUGUAGAUCGUUUGCCAAAGGUAACGACAUGACACUUUGUUGUUUCUUCUCAUCCUCCAGUUGGAGCGUGGGUUGAAGCAUAGCCCUCUCUUGCCCGUCGGAUGUCACACCUGGGCCUGGAGUCAGCUCCUACCCAUGCUAUCAUCAAAGCUUGCAGAGGAAGAAAUUUGAUGCCUCCCUGGCUGAACAGGUG